AGUAAGAUUUCCGUUGUUAGCCGGAAGUAGAUUUCAUAAAUUUUGGUUGCAUGCGGAAGUGGCACGUUCAUAAUGGCAACUGGAGCAGAUCAAGCUGUUGGCUUUGGACUUGUUGGCUUUAGUCUGUUACUGUUCACGUAUUACACUAUUUGGGUCAUAGUCUUGCCUUUCGUAGACAGUGACCAUGUGAUCCACAGCUAUUUUCUUCCACGAGAAUAUUCAGUCAUACUUCCUGGAGUUGCAGCAUUAAUCCUCUUACUUUUUGUUGGCACCUUCAUAGGGGUCAUAACAUGGAAGAAUCGGAAGCCUAAGAAAGUUGAUUAAGACUCUUCAGGCUGUUGUGAUUUAUCUGGUCACAAGAACGAACUGUGUUGAUUUCACUCAUGCACCGCUUCCUGUACACAGCCACAUGAAGCUGCUUUCCUGGAUUCCAGUCAUGUUCAGGUGGUUGUUAAAAUAAACAACAAAAUAGAGUUUAUUAAGUAGCCAAAUCAGUACUGAACAUGUAGUUACACAGUUGUAUGUUUGAGCUUUGUACAUCCAGUGUCCACAACCUUGACUUAAGAGUACACUUGUGAAAUGUUUAGCUUUGGAGUAUUCUUUCCAUAGUCAGGAAGAUAAAGGCAAAUGAGAUCAUAAUUUCGGCACCUAAAGCAUAGGGAAGAUAUGUGUGUACUUUGUAUCUGGAUGGCAUCUAUAUGGAAUAUGGGAUUUUUUUUUUAAAAAAAUCAUGCUUUAAUUUGAGGAUUGUUUAAAAUGUUCUCUUAUGUUGUAAAUAAACAUUUAUAAGGUAGAGUGCUUGCUUCAUAUAGCAGCAAAAUAAUCUAGGACAAUAAUCUAAAAAGAAUGAGAAACAGAAUUUUCUGCAAAACCAUACACAAUCCCAUAUUAAGAUAAUAAAAAUAUUCAAAACUUAGUAAA
This is a messenger RNA of Ctenopharyngodon idella (grass carp), 921 nucleotides long. RefSeq names its product dolichyl-phosphate mannosyltransferase subunit 2, regulatory (gene dpm2). Lineage: Eukaryota; Metazoa; Chordata; Actinopteri; Cypriniformes; Xenocyprididae. The transcript is spliced from 4 exons. Gene Ontology annotation, biological process: GPI anchor biosynthetic process. The record is from RefSeq and is a predicted model, not a curated record. Gene Ontology annotation, cellular component: endoplasmic reticulum membrane; dolichol-phosphate-mannose synthase complex. Gene Ontology annotation, molecular function: enzyme regulator activity. Bases 73 to 324 code for a protein of 83 amino acids.